Molecule: messenger RNA, 1386 nt
Organism: Mitosporidium daphniae
Lineage: Eukaryota; Fungi; Microsporidia
Product: phosphatidate cytidylyltransferase
Exons: 4
Coding region: 1-1386 (461 amino acids)
Cellular component (GO): endoplasmic reticulum membrane
Molecular function (GO): phosphatidate cytidylyltransferase activity
Source: RefSeq, a predicted model, not a curated record
AUGAGCGAGUCGCCGCUCUGCGAGCCUGCUUCUUUAGUCUCACGGCGAAGGUCUGCCACUAAAUUGCAUGCUACACCACCAGAAGAUGGGUUAGAAAAGAGAAAGCCUAUUCCCGCGCCUGUGGCCGUAACACCAAGGUCUUGGAAGAACUUUCUGGUUCGCUCUUUGUGGAGCAUUCCAAUGAUCGUAGGAUUUACGGCGAUUCUGUGGUCUGGACAUAUUUUUGUUAUUCUCAUGGUCAUUAUCAUGCAGACUGUUAUUUUCAAAGAGGUCAUUGAUCUUGUGCGCGAGCCCUGGCCAAACAACAGGCUCCCGUGGUUUCGAACCAUUUCCUGGUAUUUUCUCAUUACAACGAAUUACUUUUUGUACGGUGAAGUCUUGAUCAAGUACUUCAAACGCGUAUGGAUCUUGGACGCCUUUCUGCUGCCGCUUGCCAAUCACCAUCGGUUCAUUUCGUUUUCUUUGUACAUGAUGGGUAAGCUGCUGGGAUCGUUUUGUAACCUCCUAGGUCUGAUUGCCUUUGUGCUAAAUUUAAAAAAUGGCUGCUACAAGUUCCAGUUUGGCCUAUUUGCAUGGACACAUAUGACCCUGCUGCUGGUCACUUUUCAAUCGCAUCUAGUGAUCAUCAACAUUGUGGAGGGCCUGAUAUGGUUUAUCCUUCCUGUUUGUCUUGUCAUCUGUAACGAUAUUUCUGCAUAUCUCUUUGGAUUUUUCUUUGGGCGCACCCCUUUAAUCAAAAUCUCGCCUAAAAAGACGUGGGAAGGGCUGAUCGGGGCACUAUUUGCUACCAUUAUUUUUGGAUUCUUUCUCGCCGGGUGGCUCGCCCCAUACACCUAUUUAACCCUCCCAAUGCCUUCGCCCGCCUUUAAAAAUAGAACCACAGGCGCUUCUUCUGCGACAUUCGAAUUCAAGCCUUUCAAAUUGCCGCCUUUUAUUUCUUCUUUAAGGAAGCAUUUGCAGUUCCUCACGCCUUGGGGCAGUAAUAAGACUGAGGAUUAUUCCACAAUCAAUGUAGCCCCAAUCCAGCUCCACGCCAUCGUCUUUGCCAUUUUCUCGUCCGUCAUAGCACCAUUUGGUGGUUUCUUUGCCUCCGGUGUGAAACGGGCAUUCAAAAUGAAGGACUUUGCAGACUCCAUUCCCGGUCAUGGCGGACUUACAGACAGGAUGGACUGCCAGCUACUGAUGGGCAUUUUUGCCUAUUUGUAUACAGCCUCAUUUGUGUUUCGUAGCAGUGUUUAUCAAAACGAGUCGUCUGCCGUUGUGUCGCUCGAGUUCAUUCUUGAUGCUAUCAUUCACAAUCUAUCUCCAGAAGAACAGUUGGAUUUGUUCCAUUCUAUAAAGACAUACCUCCAGGAACAGCAGCUACUUCCGUCCCUGCAUUUGUGA